GCUCGGCCGAAUCGUCUGUCGCCACCCGGACACCAGUGCCCACCUUGUCGUCCCCGUCCCCGGAGCUGCCUGUCUCGCCGGGGCAGGUGGCCGAGCUAUCGGGCAAAAACCUGUGGGAGCAGAUCUGCGAGGAGUACCAAGCUGAGCUGCCUCCCUUUCCAAAAGGAUAUGAAGUCAAACAAGAGCCUGAAAUUACUGCCCCCAGCCAAUUGGAUCCUGACCAUCCACACUGGGGAUUACCUCCCCGCUCAGUCCUCCACUCGGCCACUGAUCUCCAGAAACACCCUCACAGACACGCCCAGAAAUAAUGCUUCACCAGCUGUGUCAGUCCAGUCGGCAUGGAAAACUAAACAUGUUUCGCCCCUGGAGGAAACGGUUUCCCAAGGCUUCAACAUAGAGCACUAUUUCCUACCCCCGCCUUUCACCAGGGUCUCACAUAUACCCUGUCCUCUAAAGAUCUCAGAAACUGUUGAUCCAAAAACAUGUUCCCCCAGAAAAUAUUUGGAAACCUACAUCUUUCCAAUCCUGCUUCCUGGGAUGACUAGCCUCCUUCACCAGGCAAAGAAGGAAAAGUGUUUGGAGAGGAAAAGAACCAAAUUCAUUGCCUGUGAUUUUCUUACUGAGUGGUUGUACAACCAAAAUCCAAAGAGGACAGGGGAACCGUUCACAGAAUUCUUCUCUAUUCCAUUUGUGGAUGAAUGGCUUAAAGAUCACCCGCGACCACCAAUCCCACUGUCCCUCCUGCUGACUGACGUGGACGCUGCGAUCGCCAUUCAGUCCUUCUGGAGAGCCUAUCUGGUUCGCUGUGAUCCUGAGGUUCAAGAACUGCGUACCUGGCAGAAGAAGCUACGGGAGGACAAGUACAUUCGCCAUCGAGUGAGAAUAUUCUGGAUGAAACAGGAGCGCAAAGUGAAGUGCACCAUGGAGGAGUACCAGGAGCCAGCCCACCAGACUCCAGCACCAUGAUCAUCACCCGAAUCUCUUCCCUCCAGCGCAAUUACCCCGGGCAAGGAAAAUGUCCAAAUUGUGCUUUCUCUCUUGUGAUUUCUUUAAUGACAAGACUCAGUACAUGUGAAAACAGAAUCUUUUCUGCACAAAAUAGGAUUUGUCACAAACAUGCUUAGUGCAAAUACUUUAGAAAAAUACCUGUCUUAACUUUCUGCAUUAUCCCAAAAUUCAUUCUUUCUUCUAGAUGUUUCUUCAGUGCUUCAGGAGCAUACUAUGCCAACUGCUAGCAAAACAUAUGAUGGAAAUCUAGUCCCAAGAGAAGUUGAAGUGCUGUUGUUCCACUUUUGCAAAAUUCCAUAUAUAGGUCUCAAAUCUCUGAAUUUCUUUUGUGGUUGUUGUUUGGUUUUGCAGUUCUGGGGCUCAAAACCAGACUCUUGGACAUGCUGGGCAAGUGCUCUGCUACUCGGCUACAUCCCCAGGCCCGAGAUGAGAGACUGAAACUCAGACAACAAUCACAAAGGAUUUUUUGUUGUUGAGUUUCCCAAGUAUUAUAGAAAGUUCCAGCUUCUCUGGGUAAAUUAAUUAACUUAUUGCCCUUAUUUGUUCUGUGGUUUGCUGUUAACCAGGAUUCUCUCAUUCAAAAUGGCACAGUCUCAGACGAAAGCCCGCUCUUGGAAUUGAGUUGUUUUGAUAAGCUCCCACACAUCUUAAGUAAAUAGUAAAGCCUUUAUUUUUGUGUUAAGAACAGCAUUUUGAAAAUAAAACCUAUCUGCCCAUGCUUAACAACCUUUUAAAUUUGUAAUAUUUAUAUACAGUCAUGUAUGGUACACAUUGAUUGUCUUAAAAUUUCUUGAAUAUUUUUUUUUAUAAGUAAGCAAGUCAGCCAGGGGAAGAUAAAGGUACAUUAUAAAACACACAUUAAUACAUUUAAUAAAUAUAUAUUAUCUAUCAAAAAUGAGCCUUAGCUCUUUAAUCAAUUAAUAAAAAGCACCUGCUGAG
This is a messenger RNA of Marmota monax (woodchuck), 1947 nucleotides long. It is a transcript of the gene Iqck, whose product is annotated as IQ motif containing K. Gene Ontology annotation, molecular function: protein binding. The transcript has 10 exons. The coding region runs from base 169 to 966 and encodes 265 amino acids. The record is from RefSeq and is a predicted model, not a curated record. Lineage: Eukaryota; Metazoa; Chordata; Mammalia; Rodentia; Sciuridae.